UUGGUGUACCUAAAGGGCGCCAUUUUGCCAACACGCAAAUCCGAGUAAUCCAUCCAACGGAGCCGACGCCUAAAACCCUUUCUUAGUUCUCUUCACCCCCAUUUUUGUUUCCUGAAGCAGUCAUCGGAGGAGGGUAUCUCUCUAACGCACAUAGACAGACGCAAAUGAACGAAUAUAUAGAUUAGAGAGAGAGAGAGAGAGGAACGACUCCAACGAAACCCUAAGAUCCUAACGGCAACUGUAAUGGCGUCAAAGUUCGGCAUGGCGGGGGGAAUUCCGGAGCGUCGGGUUCGACCGAUAUGGGACGCCGUUGACUCUCGCCAAUUCAAGCAUGCACUGAAGCUUUCAACUGCUUUGCUCUCUAAGUAUCCCAACUCUCCCUACGCUCUUGCACUCAAGUCUCUUAUUUUGGAGAGGAUGGGAAAACCUGAUGAGGCACUGUCCAUCUGCUUAAAUGCCAAAGAGCAAUUAUAUUGUGAUAAUGUUGUUCAUAUUGAUGAUCUUACCCUUAGCACCCUACAGAUUGUUUUCCAACGUCUAGACCGCUUGGAUCUGGCUACUAGUUGUUAUGAGUAUGCUUGUUCCAAAUUUCCUAACAACUUGGAGCUGAUGAUGGGUCUCUUUAAUUGUUACGUUCGUGAAUACUCAUUUGUUAAGCAACAACAGACAGCCAUCAAAAUGUACAAACUUGUUGGUGAAGAAAGGUUUCUGCUCUGGGCUGUUUGUAGCAUCCAGUUACAGGUAUUCUGUGGUGAUGGGGGAGGGAAGUUGUUAGUCUUAGCAGAAGGUUUGCUUAAGAAGCAUGUUGCCUCUCAUAGCUUGCAUGAACCAGAAGCCCUUCUUGUUUAUAUCUCCGUUUUGGAGCAACAAGCCAAGUAUGGGGCUGCUAAUGAAAUUCUGUCUGGAAAAUUGGGAUCUCUUCUAUCAAUUGAAGUUGAUAGGCUACGUAUGCAGGGGAGGCUUCUAGCUCGUGCCUGUGACUAUUCUGCUGCUGCAGAGAUAUUCCAGAAAGUUUUGGAAUCAUGCCCUGAUGAUUGGGAGUGUUUCCUACACUAUUUGGGCUGUUUGUUGGAGGAUGACAGCAGCUGGUGCAGUGGUUCUAUCAAUGAUAUAAUCCAUCCACCAAAAUCUGUUGAUUGCAAGUUGUUUCACCUGACAGAUGAAGUGUUUGACUUGCGCAUAUCCCAAGCAUCCUGUCUUGUACAAAAGUUACAAGUGCAGGUGGGCUACGAUUCUAUAAGAGGUCUUCACUUGGCAAAUCUUGAAAUUGAAAGGAGGAAACACCUAUAUGGGAAGGGUGAUAAUGCUAAACUAAUUGAAGCAUUAUCUAUGUAUUUUUGCAGAUUUGGUCACCUGCCUAACUUCACAUUUGAUGUUGAGAUUUUCCUCAAAGUGUUAAAUCAUGAUGAGAAAAUGGAAUUAUUGGAAAAAUUGAAGCAAAGUUGUGACUCAUCAUUGAUAUCUCCAACAAGAACACUUGGGCAAUCAAUAACCAUAUUUAAGAUUCAAGAACUGAUUAGAAAUAUUUUCAAUUCUCCUUUGGCUGAACUUGAGGGCACUGCUGUAUCAAUGACAGAAAUUUACUGUAAAAAUCUUCCACUUUCAAAGAACUUGGAUCCCCAAGAAAAUAUGAAUGGUGAAGAACUUCUAUCUAUGGCAUGCAAUGUACUGGUUCAGUUAUUCUGGCGGACCCGGAAUCUUGGUUAUUUGCUAGAGGCAAUUAUGGUUCUGGAAUUUGGUUUGACAAUCCGAAGCAGAAAUAUGUGGCAAUACAAGAUUCUAUUGUUGCACUUAUAUUCGCACUUGAGUGCCCUUCGAUUAGCCUAUGAAUGGUAUAAAACACUGGAGAUAAAGAAUAUCCUGCUGGAAACAAUUUCUCACCAUAUUUUACCCCAGAUGUUAGUAUCUCCUCUUUGGAAUGAGCUAACUGACCUUCUAAAGGAUUAUCUCAAAUUUAUGGAUGAUCACUUCAGAGAAUCUGCUGACCUUACCUUCCUUGCUUAUCGACAUCGUAAUUACUCAAAAGUAAUUGAGUUUGUUCAGUUCAAAGAGCGAUUGCAGCACUCUUACCAAUAUUUGAUGGUGAGGGUUGAAUAUCCUAUUUUACAACUGAAGCAGAAAGCAGACAACAUUGAAGAAGAAGAGUGUAUUCUUGAAGGCAUGAACUCCGGUAUUCAGUCACUUGAUCUUUCGAAUAGGGAUGGGUGCAAAUCUUUGACCUUCAAUGAAGACAUGCAGUCACGACCUUGGUGGACACCUACACCAGAUAAAAAUUAUCUGUUAGGACCAUUUGAAGGUGGCUUCUUUGCUUUUAGAGAAAAUAUGCAAGAACAAAUUAAGGAGAGGGAAGCAAAUGCAUGGAAAGUGCUUGAGAGGAGAUCACUUCUUCCCCGGUUGAUCUAUCUGUCUAUCCAGUGUGCUUCCUCUUUGCUCAAGGAUAACCUAGAUGCCAUUGGCUCUAUCUCCGAUACUAAUAGCUCCUUAGAGCUGAAGUGUUUGCUUGAACGCUGUGCAAAAAGUCUUGGCCACUCUUUCACUGGUGCAGUGGAUAGGAUUGUUGAAGUUUCAAAUGGCCAACAUUGUUUUGAGGCAUUUAGUUUGGACGUGGUUGAGUGGAUGAACUUUGCGGUGUUUUUGCAUGCAUGGAACUUAAGCUCCCAAGAGCUUGAGGUGCUAGUUGGAGAGAGAUCCUUGCCAAGUUCAUGGCACCUAGUCAAUAACCUGGUUCAGAAAUAUAUCCUCGAGGGGCUGAGAAUGAUGCAACCAGUUAGAAAAUCUCCUGGAGUUGAUUUACCAAUUUUGGUACAGAUGGUAACAGAACCACUGACUUGGUACAGUCUUGUAAUUCAAUCUUGUGUUCGAUCCAUGCUCCCAUCUGGCAAGAAAAAGAAGAAAAGUGGUCCUGCAGAUCAGGUAAACUCUCCAAUGUGUCAGGCAAUACAUAGUUCGAUUCUAUCAUUGCAUGAUGCAAUACAGGAGGUCACAACAUGGUUGAAGGAGCAAAUACACAGGCAAGAGGAUGAAAAUCUGGAUACUCUGUUAUCUCCUCUCCAGAGAAAAGGACUUGGUGAAGGACCUGGGCUGGUUUUCCAGAUUCUAGAGUCUUUGGCUUCUUCUGCAGGUAACCUUGAAGUUGGUGAUCGGAUUUGCCAGGCAUUGCAAUCAUGGAGUCCGGUUGAUGUUGCAAGGAAAAUAAUAACUGGCCAAUGUACAGUACUUUCUGAGUUUCUUAAAAUAUGUGAAUCAAAGCUGAAGCUGUUGGAGGCAUUGAAACAACAAAUAUAGUUAAUGACAUCAUGAAUGCAGAUUCUCACUAGUGUUCAUAAGAGCUAUCCAGUUUACAGCUUGAUCCACCAAUGUUUUCGCAACUUCAGGGUGGCAAAUCUGGUUCUGCAAUCUUCUCCCCCACCAAAGUGGGCAUUGCCAUUUGAGUUGUGUAAUUUGUGUUCCAUUAUUUCUUUUCUUUUGCAUAUUUUGUUUUUAAUUGCUUUUCAUCAGGACAUUUCAUUGUAAUUUUGAGGUUGAUUAGAUUGGUGGUGCCUUAUUUCUUUUCAUUUUGUUCACUCCAAAUGAUUUCUCGGCGUUUUUUGUUCCACUAGAUUGCAGAGAAAAUAUAUACUAAAUAAAUAUCAAUGUGUUUGUUUAGGCA
This is a messenger RNA of Nelumbo nucifera (sacred lotus), 3649 nucleotides long. Its product is annotated as Tetratricopeptide repeat (TPR)-like superfamily protein. Gene Ontology annotation, cellular component: cytoplasm; NatB complex. Gene Ontology annotation, biological process: N-terminal peptidyl-methionine acetylation. Lineage: Eukaryota; Viridiplantae; Streptophyta; Magnoliopsida; Proteales; Nelumbonaceae. Gene Ontology annotation, molecular function: protein binding. The record is from RefSeq and is a predicted model, not a curated record.